UCGUUUAUUGUUUAAAUGUCGUUGUCGUAAAUGUUUGGAUUAAGGUAUUGGAUUUUUCUGAACAUUCUAAAGAAAGGUUCCGAUGCCCUUUCAUCUCCGACAUAUAUUCAUUUCCGUACUGUUUCCAUUUAUACAAAUUUUAUAUAUGCAUUUCUUUAAUAAUCGGAUUUACGAAAUGGAAAUUGAAUUUUGAUUACAUUCAUAUUUCAUUCACACUUUUAUUAUUUUCGUAUAUAAUAAAUAUACUCAUGUAUGAAUCAGUAAAGAAUGAAACAGACAUUUUUGCUGUAAUUACAUAAUGUUUCUAUAUUAUACCAACUUAAUAAAUUAAUUCUAUGCACGGUAAAAUAUCACUUUUCAUUUUAAAUAUAUUUGGAAAUGUCCCUGACAUCCUCCAUCGUUGAACGUGAUAAUCACGUGCUCACGUUAAUCGAAGCUGAUUAAAUUUUCAAGGAAGACCUAGCUUAACGAAAGCUACGAAGAAAGGCAUAAGUAUAAAUGCAUAAAAUCCAUUGCAUUUUCAUUACGUUAAACAUUUUUCAAAUCAAUAUUUCGAAUCGCAUGAAACAUUUACAUUUUAUCGAAGUGAACAAAUAUUCGAACAAAGUUGCAAAGAUUCCAAUUCAAUUGUUGCAAAACAAUUUAACUUCGACUAUUGUCUUUAACAAUAUUAAUGAAUGAAUGAUUCUUUUGGACCACUUAUCAAUAGAUAUUUCUAUCAAAGAUGGUGACACCAAAUUUAACCCUCUUACUACGCAGGAGUUUCAUCGCAAUCAACUAUCGCUAUUUGUCGAACAAGAUGCCAGGACAAUUCAAAGAAAUCCAAGCAAAACGUGCAACAUUCGGAAUGGGAUGCUUUUGGGCUGGCGAUUGUCUUUUUGGCGUUUUACCCGGUGUAAUUAGGACUUGCGUUGGCUAUGCCGGAGGACAAAAGGAAUCACCAAUUUAUAGAAAUAUUGGAGAUCAUACGGAAGUCGUCGAUAUCGAAUAUAAUCCAGACGUAAUAUCAUAUACACAAUUACUCGCUUUAUUUUGGCAGAAUCAUGAAUAUGGUCUCACUACAAAGAUCAAGAGACAGUAUAUGUCACUGGUCUUGUAUCAUGAUGAAGAACAAAAGUUGCUAGCUGAAAAGUCACGUGAACAAGAACAGCGGAAGCGUACAAACCUAAUUCUCACCGAGAUAAGAAAAUUCGAAAAGUUCUACCCGGCUGAAGAUUAUCAUCAAAAGUAUCGACUUCGAAAUCAUCCAUGGUUAAUCGAAACUACUGGUCUCACCAGCGACGAGGUUCUUCGAAAUUCACCUUUAGCUGCUAAAUUGAAUGGUUACAUUGCUGGUGCUGGAACGAUCGAACAAUUUGAAAAAGACUUACCUAAUCUUGGUUUAAGUGAGAAAGCUGCGCAAUAUUUACAGAAAUAUGUAAUCGAAAAUCAAGGAAACGGUUUAUAUUGCUAGCUUAAGAAUGUUUAAUAAUUCUUCGUAUGUAGUACAGAUCAAAUAGGAUUUAUUUCCUCGUAAGAAGAAGUUUUUAAAUCUGACAAAAGACUUCCUUAUGCAAUGCAGGUUUUCUGUGAACCUGUCUUAAAAGAAUAUGUCUGGAAUCGUUCGCCGAACGAUUCUAAUAAUGCGAAUGAGGGUUUAGCUCGAUUUUAAAAAGUAGUUAUGUUCGGUAAAUAUCCUUCUUGUUAGUAUUAAAACCUCUCGUUUUCUAUCAUUUUUAUUGUAGUAUAUAAGUUUUACUAACAGGAUAUUAAUGCUAUACUUCAUGCAUAAAUGAGUAAUAACAGAUUUGUUUGCUCAGCAGUAUCGACAUGUCGUUUUUUAAAAAGAACUAAAAAUUAAUUUGCAGUAAGAUAGGCUGUGAAAGGUAUAUACAGAUAAUUCUGUUUGCAAUAAUUUGUUUUUUGAUCACUUCGUACAUUCUAUAAGUUUUAUAAGUUUAUCGCGUUAUUAUUCAUCCUAAAAAAAACAAA
Messenger RNA from Bombus huntii, 1971 nucleotides. It is a transcript of the gene MsrA, whose product is annotated as peptide methionine sulfoxide reductase. The record is from RefSeq and is a predicted model, not a curated record. The coding region runs from base 725 to 1453 and encodes 242 amino acids. The transcript has 5 exons. Gene Ontology annotation, molecular function: peptide-methionine (S)-S-oxide reductase activity. NCBI's taxonomy places the organism in Eukaryota, Metazoa, Arthropoda, Insecta, Hymenoptera, Apidae.